GCGAGGGGCUGAAGAACGCCACAUCCACACUAGGUGCGAGCGAACUGCCACCUCUCAGCGUACAGGACUGGGCACUGGGCAGGUAACCCAACAGGCGUCCCUUACACGCCACUGAGUGAGGAGUGAAGACGGCCUCUGGAGGCAUUGGUUCGGGUGCUCCCAACAAACACUUAAGAAAACAAGGCCCUCGGAGCUUUGGACGUGUUGAGGAACUUUUACCCUUCCUCAGGACACAAACAUGUUCUACCACAUCUCGCUGGAGCAUGAGAUCUUGCUGCACCCGCGCUACUUCGGGCCACAGCUGAUGGACACCGUGAGGCAAAUGCUUUUCACUGAGGUAGAAGGAACCUGCACUGGAAAGUAUGGGUUUGUCAUAGCUGUCACCACCAUUGAUCACAUUGGGUCAGGCAUGAUUCAAGUUGGCAGAGGAUUUGUGCUGUACCCUAUUAAGUACAAAGCCAUCGUAUUCAGACCCUUCAAAGGAGAGGUCUUGGAUGCUGUUGUCACACAGAUUAACAAGAUUGGACUUUUCUGUGAAAUAGGACCCAUGCAGUGUUUCAUCUCUAGACAUUCUAUCCCUCAGGAUCUAGAAUUUGACCCCAACUCCAACCCUCCCUGUUACAAGAGUAGAGAUGAGGAAGUUGUAAUUCAGCAGGAUGACGAAAUAAGAGUAAAAAUUGUAGGAACCAGAGUAGAUGCAACUGACAUAUUUGCAAUUGGAACACUCAUGGAUGAUUACUUGGGUCUCACCAGCUAAAGAAGUGGAAACAUUGUAUGCUUUAUUUAUAUUGAUAAUAAAUGCCUAUCAUAAAAAUUAAUUUCUUUAAGAAACUAAUGUAUGCCAGUUCUGAAAGUCUUAUAAUAUACACAUGAUUUUGUA
Messenger RNA from Eriocheir sinensis (Chinese mitten crab), 880 nucleotides. RefSeq names its product DNA-directed RNA polymerase II subunit RPB7 (gene Rpb7). Gene Ontology annotation, molecular function: single-stranded DNA binding; translation initiation factor binding; single-stranded RNA binding. Lineage: Eukaryota; Metazoa; Arthropoda; Malacostraca; Decapoda; Varunidae. Bases 239 to 757 code for a protein of 172 amino acids. Gene Ontology annotation, cellular component: RNA polymerase II, core complex; P-body. The transcript has 9 exons. Gene Ontology annotation, biological process: transcription initiation at RNA polymerase II promoter; DNA-templated transcription; positive regulation of nuclear-transcribed mRNA poly(A) tail shortening. The record is from RefSeq and is a predicted model, not a curated record.